AUUAAUUAUGGCGGACGAGGUUUGAGAACUUGUCGCGACACGUCUGUUCCUUAUAUUCCUCCGUGUCUCCUCAAGUUGACCUGUGAUCUGGACUACCUUUCGAGUCGUAUCAUCUCUCGCUGUACAACAAACUGCUCGCUACAAUGCCUUCCGCAAUAAGUCUUACUCAGUCUCUGAAACGUCCCCGUGACUCCAACGCACCAGAACCGCCUGUAGUCCCCGACAAAAAAAGGUCUCGUGUCGUCAAAAGCAGUACAGCAGACCAACUGCAGACCGCGACUCCACAAUUUUUGCUCGAUCACGUAUUGAAGAUUGAGGAGAACCUGUGGGAUACAAUCAAACAGCUCGAAGCCUCAAAAACUCAAAAUUUGGAGCUGCAGGCGUCGUUGCGACAUGAAGAAGCUCUCACGGCUCAUUUGACAUCGGCACUCCAUGAGAGCAACGAGGAUCUUGCAGCUGCUAAACGCGAGAUGGAAGAGAAACUUAGAACGAUUGGUGCCGAUGAUCCAAACCAACCUCCCAAGCCGAACAAGAAGGAGCGCUCGCUCGACUUUUACCAGAAAAUGUCGCAUGAUAACCUGGCUCUUCGCACAAAGCACAACGACACGAGAUUCCGGCAAGAGGUCGACAGACUACAGACUUUGAUUGAAACUCUGAAGAAGGAACUCAGCACAGAGCGGAGUCUAAAAGAAUCACUCGAUCUCAGAAAUGAUCAAGUGGCAGAGUUUGCGACUGAAAAGCAAUGGCAACUCGCCAAAUUGGAAUUCAGACUCGAGAAGCUUGGAGGCAUAGAUCAGGUUGAGAAAAAUGUGGCCGAAAAAGCCCAGGCGGAACUGAACCGAAAAACCGCACUCAACAAUGUUUCGAAACUCUCCAAGGAGCUUCGCAAUCAAGAACGGGUUCGACGAGAGCUGGAAGCGGAUAUUGCAGAUCUUCGCGCCCAGCUUGCCAGAGAUGCUCCUGAUGCGUUGACCUUGAGGUUCAUGGAAGAUUUCGGUCUUCCAAUGGUGCCGGGAAUGAGAUUGAUGUGAACGAUGUCUCCGUUUUCCAUGGCACAUCUGCACUUGGACAUAAGAUGUGAUUAUCACUCUGCGAAAUCACACAUCAGACAUCGUGGCCUCGCCCUUAAUUCUUCUUUCCUCGUUCCUGGUCAGACAUGGUACACCGAGUUUAGAACCAGUAGUAUUAUUCCACCUGUUAACUAUCUUCUGUCGUUA
Aureobasidium pullulans EXF-150 is the source of this 1217-nucleotide messenger RNA. RefSeq lists its product as uncharacterized. The coding region runs from base 144 to 1031 and encodes 295 amino acids. NCBI's taxonomy places the organism in Eukaryota, Fungi, Ascomycota, Dothideomycetes, Dothideales, Saccotheciaceae. The record is from RefSeq and is a predicted model, not a curated record. The transcript is spliced from 2 exons.